Molecule: messenger RNA, 344 nt
Organism: Staurois parvus
Lineage: Eukaryota; Metazoa; Chordata; Amphibia; Anura; Ranidae
Source: the annotation of a GenBank genome assembly
GUGCCAUUAGAAGUAAUGGCUCCCAAGUAGGGGACAUGUACACUGAUCAUCAGGGCACUGAUAAUCAGUGUGCCCUGAUGAUCUGUGUAUCCCCAGCAGUGCUACCUGUCAGUGUCCAUCAGUGCCAGCUGUCAGUGCUCAUCCAUGCCACCUGCCAGUGCCCAUCACUGCCACAUCAGUGCCUACCAGUGCACAUCAAUGCCACAUAUCAGUGCCCAUCUGAGCUGCCUUUCAGUGUCACCCAUCAGUGCCAUUCCGUGCCAGCUAUCAAUGCCAGUCAGUGGCACCUAUCAGUGCUGCCAAUCAGUGCCACCUAUCAGUGCCAGUCAGUGUCGCCUAUCAGU